UUUUUGACGUUUGCUCUAAUGUUUAAUGUUGUUAACUUGUUCAUCAUUAUCUUAUUUUCAAAAUUAUCUGAUACGCACCUACCUGAUCUUCAUUUGAAAUUAAAUGUGUAAAUUCUAAUUGUUGGCGGUAUUAAGAGGUACGGCACGAAGUGAGCUACAUCUGCUGUUGAAGUAAAACCGUGUGGAUCCACACUGGCAAACAGUUCAGUUGUCGGCGUUUACCUACAUCGGUGCUGUGUCUGACCGAGUGCGCGACUUCGCUGAUAAACGGCUACUACACGAGUACCUACACUUGCUGUAACAAUUUAUUAAAAAAAGUUGGCAUGGACCAGAGCUUGCUGAAAGAUGAUGCUUUCUUAUCCCCUUACCAAGAUACUACAGUGCCAAUUAAAAAACGUAGUUUUAAUCUGGAUCAGAUUACGAAGAAGUUAGAAAAUUACUAUGAUUAUUCUAACUAUAGCACACAUAACAAGUUUUUGCAAGUAUCGUUUGAAGAUCGAGGCAAGCAGCCAGAGAAGAUGCCCAUGAACGCUGAAGAGACCGCCCUCCUCAGUAUGGAUGACAUCGAGCUGAAGAACAUCCAGCUCCAAUUCCCGAAUGCUCGCCGGUUCAGCGGUGAGGCAGCGUGCACCGAGGUGCGCGUGCGCACGGACCGCGGCGACAUCGUCGUCGCCGUGCAGGGCUACCGCUCCAAACCCGCCAUCAUCACCUACCAUGAUCUUGGACUUAACCAUGUCUGCUUCCAACCGUUCUUCAACUACGUGGACAUGAGGACCCUUCUCGAGAACUUCUGCGUGUACCACGUGAACGCCCCGGGCCAAGAGGACGGCGCCCCGAGCCUACCUGAGGACUACGUUUACCCUACUAUGGAUGAGCUGGCUAACCAGCUGAACUACGUGGUGGGCCACUUCGGGAUCCGCUCCUUCAUCGGCUUCGGCGUCGGCGCCGGCGCCAACAUCCUCGCGAGAUUCGCUCUCGUUCAUCCGCAAAAGGUGGAUGCUCUGGUCCUCAUCAACUGCAGCUCGAGCCAGGCCGGGUGGAUCGAGUGGGCUUACCAGAAGCUGAACGCUCGCACUCUGAGGAACCGGGGCCUGACCCAGGGGGUGCUUGAUUACCUGAUGUGGCACCACUUUGGACGGUACCCCGAGGAACGUAGCCACGACCUGACGCAGGUGUACCGCAUGCACUUCUCCCGCAACGUGAACCCCACCAACCUGGCGAUGUUCAUCGAGGCCUACGUGCGCCGCUCGGACCUGUCCAUCACUCGGGACAGCGAGACCCUGAAGGUGCCGGUGCUCAACAUCACCGGGGCUCUGUCGCCGCACGUUGACGACACCGUCACCUUCAACGGCCGUCUCAACCCGAACAACUCUACUUGGAUGAAGAUCUCCGACUCGGCCAUGGUGCUGGAGGAGCAGCCGGCCAAGAUCUCCGAGGCCUUCCGCCUCUUCUUGCAGGGGGAGGGCUACGCUGUGUUAGCACUGCAAAAACUUUCCAGCCGCCGUAAUUCCGUUUGUCUACGAGAGAACUCCUAAGCUGUUAGAUAUCACCAGCUUUUAGACAAAUGGCCCCGCUGUCCCCGACCAAGAUGUCGGGCUGCCGGGCGGAGGGCGCGCGCCGCCGCCCCUGCCGCCACUCGCCCGUCAUCCGCAUCACCGAGAACCCCAUCUCUGAGGCCCUGGUCUGCUAAACACCCACCACACAAGCUCGAAACUCACCAAACUAUAUAAAACGGGUUCUUCUUCUCAUACCUAUGACACCCCAAGGUAUCUUUGUACGCGUCAGGGGCGCCGUCUACUCUCGCCUGGUUUCUACAUUUUUAUAUCUUAAAGGCUCGUGGUGAGCUCGAGCAAGUCGACAACAUCUAGCUAAGUUCCUCACAACUUGUGAGUCGCACUGUUGAGGUUAUAUCAUUAUAUAAUUUAAGAAAACUUUAUUAGAACCCCACUGAUAUUAGACAUAUAUGAGCCACUAUCGAGCGUUUAUAUCAUUCAGUUAGGCUAAUGUACACGUAUGUAUAUUAUACGUAUCUAUUUAUUUACGCGACUGUGUAAGGGAGUUAGUUAGCAUGGUUAAUUUGUAAUAUAGUAAUAAAUUGAGACACGAGGGGCAGCAGUGCGAGCAGUGCCGCGGCCGGGCCUCGCGCGGCCCGAGUGACGUCACCAGCUGGCUCUGGCUCGCAGACACCGGCCGCGGCACCGCGCGCACGCCAUACGUCGCUGGGUGCUAUGCUAAGACCAAGAUACUUUUCGAAGUUGAACUAAAUUGAUGAAAGUCGUUUUGGAAGGAUUUUCGCUUCUUUAUAAUACUUACACAGAAUGAUUAACUAUUUAUUUAUAUAAUUUCUAAGGCAUGUAAUUGUAAGUUGUGAUUAAUUUAUUGAAUUGUGAUACGUUUUUUAAUAUUAUUUCUGUUGUUUUAUCAGUAUUAAUGUUAUAUAAGUUACAAUUAUUUUAUAACUGAUAAGUAGGUAUCUAUGUCACCGCUUUUAGUAGUCGACCUUAAUGUAAUUAGAGAACAAUAAAGUUAUAACAUUCGUGCAACGGCUUAUUAAGGAUUUUACUUUAUACUUGAUUAUAUAUAAGUAUAACAUAACUGUAAUUUACGAAUAUACUAUAGAUGAAUUUGUGCUUAGAUUUAGCCGGUGGAAGGGAGCAUUAUGCGGCGGGGGUUAUCCUGGCGUGAUAUAUAAUAUGGGACAAGCGCGUGUUUACAGUCUUCGAAUUUAUCGUUAUAUCGUAUCGCGUACGCACAGGUAACUCCCAGCCGGUAGAUAUUUAACGAAUGUUUUGGGCGGCUGCUUCUAAUGGAAGACUAAGGUGGCCGAGACUCGAGAUGCAUGUUUGAAUGUUUGUAUCAUGGAUGGUGAACAUCUGGCGUUAUGUUGAAUACUGGACUAGAACGGCCACACUUUAUAUAUUUGAAUCAGUGUUUACGAUAUUAAUGGAUUUCUCUUAAUAGUUAGAACUUUAUCAGUAGGAGUGUCAGUAGAUCUGUUUCCGUCGUCGCGGGUGUGAGACACGCAGUACACGCGGCCACCACACUCGGCUCGCCUCUAUGCUUUGUAGACGUACAAUCAAUCAAUCAAUUAGUUUAUAGAUAUCAAUGUUUGAUAAAUUGUUUUCAAUCAAGUGUAGAUGUUCAAUAGAUCAAUUAUGUUUACCGCGAAAUUUGUGUGAAUUUAAUAUGGGUCUAUUAAAAGUGUUUUAUAAAGG
Molecule: messenger RNA, 3215 nt
Organism: Trichoplusia ni (cabbage looper)
Lineage: Eukaryota; Metazoa; Arthropoda; Insecta; Lepidoptera; Noctuidae
Gene: MESK2
Product: protein NDRG3-like
Exons: 12
Coding region: 324-1535 (403 amino acids)
Biological process (GO): signal transduction
Cellular component (GO): cytoplasm
Source: RefSeq, a predicted model, not a curated record